Molecule: messenger RNA, 10054 nt
Organism: Monopterus albus (swamp eel)
Lineage: Eukaryota; Metazoa; Chordata; Actinopteri; Synbranchiformes; Synbranchidae
Gene: plxnb1b
Product: plexin b1b
Exons: 39
Coding region: 559-7335 (2258 amino acids)
Biological process (GO): regulation of GTPase activity; regulation of cell shape; axon extension
Cellular component (GO): semaphorin receptor complex; plasma membrane
Molecular function (GO): semaphorin receptor activity; protein binding
Source: RefSeq, a predicted model, not a curated record
AGAAUGUGACACCCAAUCUUUCAGUCCUCGCGCUACUCACCGGCUGCGCGCGGAGGAACAAACCUGCUGUGUGAAACCAAGCAAAUAGAAGAAACAAAACAAACUUUUGACAAACUGGAGUGACUGCACUGUUUUUUCACCAAGCUGUUAGCUGUGCAAAUUAGAAAAAGACUGAGAGUAAAGAAACAAGUCUGGACCGAACGACAAUGGAAUAUGUGAUUUGUUAACCUCGAGGAAUAACUUUAUCUUUUCGGCUGACUUGUCCCCGUAUACAGGCUCCGGAUGAAGACAAACGGGAUACUCUGAAUGAAACCACCGAAACGUGGUUGCUCCGCUGUAAAUAGAAGUAAAUCCGCGUUUUGAGAAGGUGAAUGAAACCCUGGGCAAGGUCUGGAAAGAUCCUUAGGGGAACCAUGGAAGGACUGGAAAUGGCAAGAAAAUAGCACUAGACCUCCACAGGUUGUAUCCGGAAAGAUGUGUAUUUAAACCUGAACUGCCGGGGAGUCGAGAGGUGGCAUGCCUCUGUGAAACGCCACUGGAAACAAAUGUUUUGCUGCCAUGCCUCGAGGGAUGGUGCGUCGUCUUUCAGUCCGGACACUGCUGUUUCUCCUGCUGAUAGCCAUUGGCUGGCCCUUCACCUCAUUACCCAGUUUUAUUGUACAAGGGUCAGACUCCUCACCCUCCAGUCUCUUUCCCACCUUCAUCCGGAAUGACACUCUGUUUGAGCACUUGGCCCUUCAUCCUGACCCCAGCGUGGGUCGGGUGUACAUCGGGGCCCGAGAUCACCUGUUCCAGUUGGAUCAAUUCCUCCAACCUGAACUCCAGGCUGACACUGGACCCAUCAGAGACAGUCGAGAUUGCUUACCUCCUGUUACUGAGAGCAACUGCCCUCAGGCUAGGAUCACCAGUAACCACAACAAACUCUUGCUGAUUGAUCCUUACUCCAUGGAACUUAUUACAUGUGGGAGUGCCAACCAAGGAAUCUGUCAGAAACGUAGUCUGGACAGAGUGGAUAUGGUACUUUUCUCCACCGAGAGACCAGUGGAUACUCAAUACGUAGCAGCUAACCAUCCCAAUGUUAGUACUGUUGGGCUUGUGGUUAGGUCCCAUCCUAACAGACAGCCAGUACUGUUUGUGGGGCGGGGCUACACCAGCAGUCAUCCACCUAUUUCCACAAGAAACCUGGCCCAGGAGCCUGUCUUUUCUUAUGAGGAGACCGCCAAAUUGGCUGUGGCUGGUCGUCUCUCAGAAUAUGACCAUCAUUUUGUUGCCUCAUUCGCCCACCGUCAACAUGUAUACUUCUUCUUCUACAGGCGGGACCUAAAGUCGCAGUCACGCGAGUAUCGCACUUAUGUCUCACGUGUAUGUUUGGAUGACCAGGCCUAUUACUCCUAUGUGGAAGUACCCUUGACAUGCCGUUCCAGGGCAGGAAAAAUAUACAACCUCCUGCAAGCUGUCCAGCUCGGGCUCUCCAAGGAUGGUGUGGGGAGUCAAAGCUUGGAGAUUCUUCUUGGUGUCUUCUCCACACUUUUGGCUUCAUCAACUCGACCAAGUGAAGACUCGGCCCUCUGCAUGUUUAACCUUGAAGAUGUGGACCGCAGGAUUAACUCCACCAGAGACCUGUGCUACACACAGAUGGGUAAAGAAGCAGGAGUGGAGGCGGCUUACAUUGAGUACGAAGUCAAGUCCAACUGUGCCCACCUGCCAGAGAACACCCUGGAGGCCUACCCAUGCGGCUCAGACCACACCCCCAGCCCGAUGGCCAGCCGGGUCGCCGUGGAAGCAGAGACCAUUUUGGACAGCCCAUCUGUCCGUCUCACCACUGUGGCCCUCAGCGUAAGGCCAGGACAUACCAUUGUCUUUCUGGGAGACUCGAGAGGGGACCUGCAUAAGGUGUUCCUGGGACCAAACGGCGAGGUGGAGGAGUACUCUAUUGUCUCUAUCCAGCAGAAUGCAGCCAUCAGCUUGGACCUCAUCCUGGACCAGGAAGAGGAACAUCUUUUCAUUAUGACCCAUAACAUGCUACAGAAGAGACCGGUGGCUGAGUGCCAGCAGCACUCAGACUGCCACUCCUGCCUUCUGGCCCAUGACCCAUACUGCGGCUGGUGUGUCCUGGAGGGAAGGUGUGUGCUGAAGUCAGAGUGUGCUCAUGGUAACCACACAGGUCAGUGGCUCUGGAGCUUUGACAUGGAGCAGCAGUGUCUCGCCAUCCAGGACCUCAACCCCUCCAAUGUCAGCCAGGACGAGAGCAGGAUGGUCUCUCUCUCAGUCCCGGGUCUUCCAGUGUUAGGAGAAGGUGAGUCCUACUCCUGCCUUUUCCUGGACGUCCCUAGUCCUGCCACUGUCACUGAGACCGGGGUCAUCUGCCAUUCCCCUGACACCAGCAGAGUACCCAUGGUGCCUCCAGGACAGGACUUUGUCACAGUCACCUUGUCUCUUCGUUUUGGUGACAUCACCGUCACAGCGAGGGAUUUCACCUUUUACGACUGCAUGGCUGUUAAACAACUGUCUGGCAGCAUGCCUUGCCAUGGUUGUGUUUUGAGCCAAUGGGGCUGUAACUGGUGCGUCCACCAGCACAUGUGUACCCACAAGCCCACCUGUGAGGAGGGGGUGAUCAUCUACAACCAGCAUUUUAAACUCCCCACCUCAGCUCCUCCCACAACCAAACCCAUUCAAGUCAUGACAACACCCAGCACCAUACCGCCUGUCCCGGUAACUACCAGCAUGACUGUGACAACCACCACAGCUUCUCCCACGACAACGUCAACUGUCGCCACAACAACAGCCACCACAGCCCCCACCAGCAUAGCCACCACCCAGGAGCUGGCCACUGCUCCUGUGCUCAGUACUCCACCCACAACCAGCACCAGCCCUGAGCUGUCCCCCCCAGCCACCACCCUGCGCCCCCAGCCUACCAGCACCCUGCCACAUGCCACAGCAGCACUGACCACACCUCCACCUCCAGAGGUCAUUACUAGACAGGAGGCAGAGUCUGAUGCACGAGAGCUUGUCGUUGUCAGCCAGAGUGCCGCUGAAGGCGCUACAGUUACACUCAGUGUUGUCACAAGGCCUGCAGAGCCAGUUACCCUGGCUGAGGGUCUCAGUGGAGAUCUGCACUCUGUCAUGCCUCUGUUGAUUCCGGACUCCUUUCCCCAGGAGGUAUUGAUUGACUCGUCCCCCAGCAAACCCCAGGAAGCUGAGAGAGCACUGAGCCUAGAUGAACUUCCUACCCUGGCCUCACCUGGCUUCCCCCUGCCCACGCCUUUCCCUGUGGGCAAACCAGGAGACUCUGAGCCCUCCCUCUACCUGGAGCUGACCCAGACACCUACACUAAUGACAACACAAGACACUCUGACUGGGGUUGGAAGUCCAUACACCCACCCUGAGGUGCUAGUCUGGCUAAAGGAAGAAGUAGACAUCCACGUCGAAGGUGCUGCUCAGCCCGAAAAUGAUACAGCUACGUUUUCAGCUGCCACUGUGUUAUCGGGUGAUGGUGAGGUUGACCCUUCAUCCUACCCCCACCUGCUGGACACUGACUCAGAGCUGGACUACAAAUAUGAUCCAGCUGAUGCAUUCCUCCCGGGGGAUGAGGGCUCCUUUGUCAGCUUGGGUUCCUCAGCUUGUCCGUGUGUGGAAAAGGUCCAGGGUUCAUCCCUGCUCCCUGUCAGAGUGGAGAGGAAGAUCACCUUACUGGCCCGUAACCUGCACCUUUAUGAGGACCCAGAGCUGGACUAUCAGUGUGUGUUGGUCAUCGAGGGCCAGACCGUGGUGGUGGAUGCAUACGUGGAACCUGAUGACACCAAUCCUUCAUACUUUGACAUAACCUGCCAACUACACCAGUAUACAUAUUCAGCUCCAGUGGAAGCGUACAAUGCCAUGGUGUAUGUGAAGAGGAGGGACACCUUCCAUGUGGACAGCUCUACCAGUCUGUAUGUGACUCUGUACAACUGCUCUGUGGGCCGAUCGGACUGCAGCCGCUGCCACACAGCUGACCAGAAGUAUGCCUGUGUGUGGUGUGGCAGUGGUCAGGCCAGCUGCUUGUAUUCAGACUCCUGCAGUGAACCUGUACAGCAGACAUGUCCUGCGCCAGUCAUCAGCUCUAUUGAGCCGCUCUCCAGUUUGUUGGAGGGAGGCACCAUGGUGACCAUCUCAGGCUCCAACCUGGGCCAGAAGGCUGAAGACAUCCUCCACUCUGUGUUAGUAGCUGGGGUGGCCUGCACCGUCAUCCCCAGCCUCUAUGAGGUCUCCUCCAGGAUUGUGUGCAGGACCAAACCCAGUGGAGGAGAGAAGGAGGGCCCUGUCUCUGUCAGGGUGAGCAGAGGAGAGUUUGGACUGUCCAGCCAGUCAUUCAGCUACCAGGACCCCUUUGUCAUUGGGGUAUCACCUGAGAGGGGGCCCAUGGCCGGAGGAACGACCCUGAUAAUCACUGGCCGAAACCUGCUGACGGGCCGAAUGUCUGACCUCACCAUUACUGUGGGAGGGGUGCCCUGCAACAUUGUUUCAGAAGUGCAGAGGUCCAGUGUCCAGUGUGUGACUGGCAGCAGUAAUAAGACAGGAGAUCACAGAGUCACCCUGCAUUACGGCAGCAGCCAGCGUCACCUCCAUGCUUUACCCUACCAGUACACCCACAACCCCAACAUCACCCAUGCCACACCAGCCAAGAGCUUUCUGGCUGGUGGUCGGCUGAUUUACGUGUCAGGCCACAAUCUGGACGUGGUGCAGGAGCCCCGGAUGGUGGUGACGGUCACUCCCUUUGGGUCAGUCCCCCAGAGCAGCAGGAGGAGGAGGCGGAGGAGGAGUGCAGAGCAGAGGGAGGGGAGAGAGAGGACAAAGGGAAGGCUGGUCAGGAUGAUUCCUGACCCUGUCUGUCCUGGAGACCGCUUCUGCAGUGUCAGAGAGUUCAUAGAGCACUGUGAGGUGAACUCUUCCUCCCUGAUCCUGUGCCGCUCUCCAGUGGUGGACUCUUCUGUCUGGAGGUCAAAAGUCACAGUGGAGUUUCUGCUGGACAAUCUGCGCUUUGACUUCAGCAGUGUGAACCCCCAGGCCUUCAGCUAUGAGCCCAACCCCAUCUUGCACCGCCUGAACCAGCAGGACCCUCUGAAGGCCUACCGCUACAACCCUGGCAGCUUCAUCCAGCUGGAGGGAGAAAACCUGGACCUAGCCAUCACUAAAGAGGAGGUGGUGGUGUUGAUUGGCGAGGGGGUGUGUGCUGUCAAGACUCUGACCAGAAACCAUCUGUACUGUGAGCCGCCACCCCAGCAGCCCACACCAGGGCCCAGUGGAAAGAAACGAGAGGGCACUGACAACCUUCCUGAGUUCACUGUCCAAAUGGGAAACCUCAACUUUUCUCUUGGUAAGGUUCAGUAUGACAACCUCAGCAUGUCCACCUUCCCCUUGGAGGCUCAGAUUGGAGUCGGAGUCGGGGCGUCCAUUGUGGCCCUCAUUGUUCUCAUCAUCGUGCUUAUCUACAGGAGAAAGAGUAAGCAGGCCUUAAGGGACUACAAGAAGGUCCAGAUCCAGCUGGAGAACUUGGAAACCAGUGUGAGAGACCGCUGCAAGAAAGAGUUCACAGACCUGAUGACAGAGAUGAUGGACAUGUCCAGUGACCUGGUGGGCUCAGGCAUCCCGUUCCUUGACUACCGGAUGUACGCAGAACGCAUUUUCUUCCCGGGCCACAGAGAGUCUCCACUGAGGCGAGACCUGGACGUGCAGGAGUGUCGACGCCAGACGGUGGAGCAGGGCCUGGUGCAGCUGUCCAACCUGCUCAACAGCAAGCUCUUCCUCACCAAGUUUAUUCACACUCUGGAGAGCCAGCGGACUUUCUCUCCCAGAGACCGGGCCUACGUGGCCUCCCUGCUCACUGUGGCGCUUCAUGGCAAACUGGAGUAUUUCACCGACAUUCUCAAAACUCUCCUGAAUGACCUGGUGGAACAAUACGUUGCAAAGAACCCCAAACUGAUGCUGCGACGAACGGAGACGGUGGUGGAGAAGCUGCUGACCAACUGGAUGUCCAUCUGCCUCUAUACUUUCCUCAGGGACUCAGCAGGGGAGUCUCUCUACAUGCUGUUCAGGGCCAUAAAGCACCAGGUAGAUAAAGGACCAGUGGAUGCUGUGACUGGCAAGGCCAAGUACACCCUCAAUGACAACCGCCUGCUGCGAGAGGAUGUGGAGUACAAGACCCUGACUCUGAACGUGUUGGUGCAGGGUGGAGGAGUGAAUGAGACCCAGCCACUACCCUCCAAAGUGCUUGAUUGUGACACCAUCACACAGGUGAAGGAGAAGCUGCUGGAUCAGGUGUACAAGGGCACGUCCUUCUCUCACCGACCCCACGCCGACUCACUGGACCUGGAGUGGAGGUCUGGUGUAGCCGGUCAUCUCAUCCUUUCGGACGAGGACCUGACAUCUGUGGUCCAGGGCAGCUGGAAGCGCCUGAACACGCUUCAGCACUACAAGGUCCCCGACAGUGCAACAGUAGCACUUGUGCCUCGCCACACCAAACACAUUCACCACGACAACCACGACUACGUAGCUGGAGAGAAAACGCCAAUGCUGGAGGAUGCAGAUGAAGGUGGAGUGAGGUUGUGGCAUCUGGUGAAAGCCAGCGAGGAGCCUGAACUGCCCAAACACCGCAGAGGCAGCCUGAGGGACCGAGAGAGGGCCAAGGCCAUCCCUGAGAUCUACCUGACCCGCCUGCUGUCCAUGAAGGGCACACUGCAGAAGUUUGUGGAUGACUUGUUCACAGUGAUCCUCAGCACCAGCCGACCUGUCCCACUGGCUGUCAAAUACUUCUUUGACCUGCUGGACGACCAGGCAGGACAGCAUGGCAUCUCUGACCCCGAGACGAUCCACAUUUGGAAGACCAACAGUCUCCCUCUGCGUUUCUGGAUCAACAUCGUGAAGAACCCUCAGUUUAUAUUUGACGUCCAGGCUUCAGACCACGUGGAUGCUGUGCUCUCUGUCAUCGCCCAGACGUUCAUGGACUCCUGCACCAUUGCUGAGCACAAACUAGGACGGGACUCUCCCAUCAACAAGCUGCUGUACGCCAGAGACAUCCCCCGCUACAAGCAGAUGGUAGAAAGGUACUAUGCAGACAUCAGGCAGACUAUCUCAGCCAGCGACCAGGAGAUGAACUCUGCUCUGGCUGAGCUGUCGAGGAACUACUCUGGAGAGCUGAACUACCUAGUCGCACUGCACGAGCUCUACAAGUACAUCAACAAAUACUACGACCAGAUCAUCACAGCGCUGGAGGAGGACACCACAGCCCAGAAGAUGCAGCUGGGCUACAGACUGCAGCAGAUCGCUGCUGCUGUGGAGAAUAAAGUCACUGAUUUGUGACAGAGGAAACAUUCACCAGUGUCACAUCAUCAGCCUGCAGGUUGAAAUGCAAAGCAGGAGAGCACUGAAGGGGCACAUGUGAAAACACACUGUUGUGUUUGAGGAGGAGGAGUGGGAGUAGAGGAGGGGGCGCAUAAAAAAAAAACUUCUCUCAACAUUAAGGAUCAGAAGAUUAAAACUGGCAUUUAAGUGGAAGUGAUUGUCCUUUUUAGGUGUUCAGUACUGAUGGGUCUGUGGCCCCAUGAGGCCCUGAGCCCAUUAUAGAAACAGGAGAGCACAUAGACACCACACAAACCUGGGCAAAGACAGGGGGUGCAUGUAAGAGACAUCAGUCAGGCCUGCUGUCACUCAGCUUAUGAAGAGACAUCUGGAGGGAAAACUGUGUGUAAUCUGUGCAAAAUCUGUGCUGGAUUUCAGACUUAACACAGCAGCUGUCAUGUGUAUGCAGCCAGCUGAUCAGAUCUGAAGACUGAUGAAAGGACUUUAUUUUCUCUCUGAAGUGAAUUUUAUGAUACAAGAGGUACGUUUCAUUCUUGUGUACUGCUGUACAGUCAGAGGUUAUUUUUGCGUGUGUAUGUGUGUGCAUUUAUGCCUAGUUACCCUGGUUGUCAGUCUCCAUCUUGUUACAUUUCAUCCAACUGGUUCUUAUAUUUUGGAUGUUACAGUGAGUAGUAUUUUGAAAACAUUGUGAAUGUUUUCCUUUGUUUUGGAUUGAAACCAUGGUGAUAACAUCAUCAAUAAGUCCCUUAACUUACAGAGAAUCACUGAAGGUUUUCUGUAUCGGUGUUUCUAUUUUUUAAUGUAGUCGACACUUGUUAGCAAAAACACUACUAUGUACCUGUCAGCCAGGUACAACUACCAGUAUAGCAGCACCUUAUACACAUAUACAGUAACAGCAGCUGAGCAUCCAAUUUGCAGUAGUGCGCACACACACACACACACAUACAUAUUUUAGUUCCUUAUUUUUAUUGCUUGUGUGAGGUGAACAUCACACUGUAGUCAGUGGAGCUUUAUAAGGUACUCAAACCCCACUGACUGUUUUUAUGUCUUGAUUUUAUGCUUAUAAGAUAAGAUAAUCCUUUGUCAUUGUAACAUGUACAACAGAAUUUUAGAGUGACCUUCAUUCAGUCGGUGCAGCAAUAAUGUGGAUGUGUGUGUAUAGAGUACAAGUCACUGGAAAGAUGUUAGAGGAAAAACAAAACUAUCAGUGAAGAGGAAUCCUCGUCGGGGCUCCACUGUUUUGUUGUGCGUUUCUGUUCUUUAAGUGUUUCAGCAUUCCCUUUAGGUGAACAACAUGUUAAAUCAUGGUUUGUUCCACUCCAAGCAGAGGCAGUGGGGCUUGUUGACAUGUUUUGGUAUUGAUGUCAUGGUUGGUAUAGAGUUCUUGCUUCAUGUGCUGAACAUUUGUAUGACAUUUUGUUUUGUCAUGUUGUGUCAACUGUCCUGCUACAGGUUCAGUAGGUGUCGAUCUUGUCACACUGUUCUGCUUUUGAUUGGAACACAGACACUUUUCAUACAAAAGCUAAUAUGUGCUGAUAUUUUUGGUAUUUAAAUGAUGGAGGUUGUGUCCAAACUCACUCCCUCUAAUCACUACUCCACAUAUAAUGUACACUAAAUAGUUCACUCAGUAGUGAGCAGGAAAGAUUUCAGACACUUAUUUUGCAUCAUCACUAACCACUGCAGCACCACUCCUCAGUCAUUUUCUCAGUGUUGCAUUGUGGGGGCAGACAGUAGUGUACAUGCCAUGGACUUAAUUUUUUUAUUCCUUUGUGGAAUUUUUGAGUGUCACUAUAUAGUGUAUAGAUUUACAAACUCAGCAUACAGACAAGCAGGCUGUUGAAAUGGUGGACAGCAAAUUUGUACUAUAUAGUGAACAAAGACUCUCAUGCCGUCCUAGAGGUUCACUGGGCUGGGUAUGGUUGUCAAUGCUGGUCAUGUCUCAAACCCCGUUUCCCCUUUAACUAGUGUUUCCAAGGGCACCAGUUGUUGUGGCUGUGGUUUGGUCUUACAGUAAUUUGAGUAAACUUUUGUUGUGGUUAGGCACAGCAGAGAUAACUGGUUGGGUUAACCAGUUAUCUCUUAUCCAUGUUAACCAGGAAACAGACUUUGACAAAGUCCAGUUACCAAUAUGUUAAUAUAGUUUCACAAUCAAAAUUAAGAUUUUUCAGUAACUUAUUUUGCCGAGUUUAUACAGUGCCUAUAAAAAACAUUCCUGAUUUUUUUUUUCUCGGAUCCAGUGUUUGUUGACUCAAUACAAACAGCUGAACAAGAUCCAAACUGUACAAUAUUUAUAGGACAGGACUGAGACUAACCAGCUUUAGUAUUCAAGUCAGUGCUGUAGACACAGUCUCCACCUAAACAUAAUGAGGUUCAGUGACCAAAAAAAGACAGCACUGAAAAGGAUGAUAUUUUCAGAAUGCUCUCAUUUCUGUCCAUGUAAUAACUCAUAUGAACAGAUGGUUUGUUCUGUAAAAUGCUGUCAGUUUAGGUUAGUGAUGAUUCAGACAAGCAGUCUGAGAGAAAACCUAACUCUUAUUAGGCUGUAUCACUUUGUCAGUGUAGAGCAGGCUCUGCAAGGAGCAGUUUUAAAGAUGUUUAUUUUGUGUGUGAAUAUCAUUGUACAUAAUGUAGUGACUAUAACUGUAGAGACUUAACAAGUUUAAUAAGAAAAGAUGCAAAUUCUCAUACAUGCUGUUGUAAUAAAGUAUUCUUAAAACUG